GUUACAGUUGAUUAGAGCGAUGGCGUGGAUUCAGCUUCUGCUCUUCUCUCUUCUUCUCUCCUUCACUCCUCUCACUACACUGUCUCGCAGCGUACCUGGUGGUGAUGUGGAUAACACUGGUGAUGAUGAUGAUGAUGAUGGGAAUGUAUGUGAAAGAAUUUGUGGGGGCAUUGAUGAGGAACUGAAAAGCUGCAGCAGGAAACUGGCUGAGAAAAUAGAUUCCAUGGUUAACGUGGAGAAAGAUCUGUUUGCUGUGAAGGAGCAGCUGAGGUGGACCAAGCUGUUGUGUAUAAACGCCUCUCAGGUGUCCUCAGUGCAGAUCGCAGCUCUGCAGAAUCAGCUGGACAGCAUGCUACAGCAGCUGGAGGAGAAAGUCACCCAGGGACCGUCUCAAACCGUGUUGAACAUCCUGCAGGAUUACGUGAAAGCUCAGAAGCUUGAGCUGAACCUUUUAACAGAGACAGAUCCAGAGAAGAUCUCAGAGAUUCAGGAACAACUGAAAACUUCAAAAGCUGAACUGGAGGCACUGGUUGGGAACUUAAAUGAGAUAGAGUGCUUUACAGGGAACAGGAGCCGAGAUUUAGAGAAGGAGCUGAGUGAGAAAUCAGACACAAUUUCAGAACUGCUUGGCCGGAAUCUGUAUUUGGAGGAGAAGAUUGCUGACACGCUGUCAGAAUGCAACGACCUUCAGGAAAAUUACAACAAUUUGGAGGAGAAGUUUGAUAACGCAGAGGAAGAAUACAACAAAUUGAAGGAAGAUUACAAAAAAUUAUUAAAGGAGGUGGAAAACAACACUGGAAAACCCGACCCAGACCUGAAGCUGACUCUGGAAAUUCUGCCUCUGAUCCAGGAAAUCAACAAGCUGGAGGACAGAAUCCGAUCUGUGACGUCAGACUUGUUGAGAAACACGCUACAGGAGGAGCUGAGAGAGAAGAAGAAACAACUGGAAUCUAAAAAGAAGGAAUCAAACGAUCCAGCCACAAAUAAAAUUCUCAACAUAAUCUCCAAACUGGAGGAGCUGUGGAAGUUUCAGAAUGAGAACAUAGACGUGAACAGUUUGGGCCAAAUCGAAGAUAAGAAAGAGGAAGUGCUUGGGUUGAUCUCGGAGCUGGACGACUCAAACCUGGCCAAAAUCGUGCUGAAGAACGUGGUUUUGCUGUCAGAUCAAACACAUCUACAAAGACUUAUGUCAGACAUCAAAGAGAAGGCAGACAAACAGAUAGCAGAACUGCAGAAGGACUUGAGGAAGAAGGAGGAGGAGCUGAAGAGGAAGACCGCAGAACUGGUACAGAAGGACAGUGACGUAGCCAAGCUCACCAAUGAUAUCAAGAAUUUGAAAGAAGAACGGGAGAAACUUAAAAAACAACAGAAAGACCUGGUGGAAACUGCACUGUCACAGCUCGCAGAACUGCGGGAGGAGCUGGACAAGAAGAAGCAGGAGCUGGAGAAAUGGAAAAACUCACUACAGGAGAAGGAAUCAGUGUUAGCAACAAAUGUGAUAAAGAUCACGGAACUCCUCGAGAAACUCAGACAGACUGAACAGGAAGCCAGCAGGAGAAGUCAGGAGGCUGCAGAAAGGAUUACAGAUCUGGAGGAUCAGCUGAAGCAGGAAGAGCUGGAAAAUAAAAGACUGCAGGCUGCACUGAAGAAGGCCACAGAGUGCGAUGAGCUGAAGAAGUCUUACGACAAACUGAAGGCUGAGUUUGAUAACACAGUUUUAAAGCUGAAUGACACACUGAUUAAACAAGUGUUUACAAUGGAAGCACUCAGACAGGACAUACAGAGACUGGAGGAGGAAAUCCGCUCAUCAGAAGGAAACACUGAUGAGCUGAAACUCAGGCUACAACAGAAGAAAGCAGAGCUGGAGGAGGCCAAAAAGAAUAUAAAGAAAUGGAGAAAAGAAACUCUGAAGCUUUAUGAAAUACUGGAGGAUUUGAGAAAGGUGGAGAAGAAGCAGGAUGAACACAUCCAGGAGUAUUUAGCCAAGUUAAACCGACUGGAGAAGGAGAUGGAGGAAUUGUUGGCUCAACUGACGGCCGGUGGAAACGAGAAGGCUGCACUGUCCAUCCAGGUGAUCUUUUUAAAGGAGGAAGUGGCCAAGUUAAAUAAAGCUCUUGUGAGACUUGAAGAGCAGCAGCAAGAGAAGACUGCAGGUCUGGAGAAGGAGAUUGAAGAGAAGAAUAAAGAGAUUGCGUACCUAAAGAGAAGCGGCUGUGGAACAGACCAACUCAAGAAUCAGAUCUCUAACCUGCAGCAGAAGCUGAGUGAGAAACAGCAGGAGCUGGAGCUGCUGAGGAGAGCCAAUGCUGCACAGAUCAGGGAGCUGCAGAAUCAGCUAACUGAGAAGAACCGCAAGCUGGAGGAAGUCACAGAGGAACUGGAGGAGCUCGACUCAGAAAACGUUAAACUGCUUGAUAAAUUAGCCAAGCUGAAUGCACAGCUGAUCGAACAGACAGGAGACCAAAAGCGUGCAGUUGCUGAUGCUCAGAGACGCGUCUCAGAACUGAAAAAGCAGCUGAAGAAAAAGGAGCAGGAGAUCUCAGAGCUGAAUAACAGUAACGCAGAAUGUGAGCAGCAGCUGAAGCAAGAGCAGAGAGAAGUUUCAGACCUGAACAUCAGUAACGCUGAACUUAAAAAUCAGCUGAAGAAAAAGGAGAAGGAACUCACAGAUCUGAGUAACGUUAAUGCAGAUCAGCUGAAGAGGAAGGAGAAGGAAAUUUCAGAUCUGAUGAACAGUAACACAGAGCUUGGAGAUCAGCUGAAGCAAAAGGAGAAGGAACUUUCAGACCUGAGAGACAAUAAUGCAGGGGUGAAAGAGGAGAAUGAACGUCUGCAUGAUCACCUGGCGACACUGAAUGAGAAACUCAAGGCAACAGAGAAGCUUGAACAUCAGUUGAAGCAAAAGGAGAAGGAACUUUCAGACCUGAAUGAGAAGAAUGCUGAACUUGGAGAUCAGCUGAAGCAAAAGGAGAAGGAACUUUCAGACCUGAGAGACAGUAAUGCAGACCUGUUGUCGGAGCUGAGAAAAAAAGGUAAUGAUUUGGAGGAACUGUAUGAAAACCUGGCCAAGUGUCAAACAACAAACAACAGCAACGAACUUGGAGAUCAGCUGAAGCAAAAAGAGAAGGAACUUUCAGACCUGAGAGACCGUAAUGCAGACCUGUUGACACAGCUGAAAGAAGCAGGAGCUGAUCUGAAGGAUGUGUAUGAUAACCUGAGCAAGUGUCAAACAACAAACAACAGCAACGAGCUUGAAGAUCAGCUGAAGCAAAAGGAGAAGGAACUUUCAGACCUGAGAGACAGUAAUGCUGACCUGUUGUCGGAGCUGAGAGAAAAAGGUGCUGCUUUGGAAGAACUGUAUGAAAACCUGGCCAAGUGUCAAACAACAAAUAACAGCAACGAGCUUGGAGAUCAGCUGAAGCAAAAGGAGAAGGAACUUUCAGACCUUAGAGACAGUAAUGCAGAGCUUGAAGAUCAGCUGAAGAAGGACAUUUCAGAGAUGACACACAAUAACACAGAGCUUGAAGAUAAGCUGAAGCAAAAGGAGAAGGAACUUUCAGACCUGAGAGACAGUAAUGCAGGGGUGAAAGAGGAGAAUGAACGUCUGCAUGAUCACCUGGCAACACUGAAUGAGAAACUCAAGGCAACAGAGAAGCUUGAACAUCAGUUGAAGCAAAAGGAGAAGGAACUUUCAGACCUGAAUGAGAAGAAUGCUGAACUUGGAGAUCAGCUGAAACAAAAGGACAAGGAACUUUCAGACCUGAGAGACAGUAAUGCAGAGCUUGAAGAUCAGCUGAAGAAGGACAUUUCAGAGAUGACACACAAUAACACAGAGCUUGAAGAUCAGCUGAAGCAAAAGGAGAAGGAACUUUCAGACCUUAGAGACAGUAAUGCAGAGCUUGAAGAUCAGCUGAAGAAGGACAUUUCCGAGAUGACACACAAUAACACAGAGCUUGAAGAUCAGCUGAAGCAAAAGGAGAAGGAACUUUCAGACCUGAGAGACAGUAAUGCAGAGCAUGGAGAUCAGCUGAAGCAAAAGGAGAAGGAACUUUCAGACCUGAGAGACAAUAAUGCAGAACUUAAAAAUCAGCUGAAGAAAAAGGAGAAGGAACUCACAGAUCUGAGUAACGUUAAUGCAGAUCAGCUGAAGAGGAAGGAGAAGGAAAUUUCAGAUCUGAUGAACAGUAACACAGAGCUUGGAGAUCAGCUGAAGCAAAAGGAGAAGGAACUUUCAGACCUGAGAGACAAUAAUGCAGGGGUGAAAGAGGAGAAUGAACGUCUGCAUGAUCACCUGGCAACACUGAAUGAGAAACUCAAGGCAACAGAGAAGCUUGAACAUCAGUUGAAGCAAAAGGAGAAGGAACUUUCAGAACUGAAUGAGAAGAAUGCUAAUGUGAUUGAGCGUCUGCGUGGAGACGUGAGGAGACUGAACAACCGAGUCAAAGCCCUGCAGAUAAGUGAUGAUCAGCUGAAGCAAAAAGAGAAGGAAAUUUCAGACCUGAAGAAAGUGAACACCAAGCUGCUUGAUGAGAAGAAGAAUCUGCAAGUACAUGUGACCAACCUAAAUAAUCAAUUAGAGGAGCUGAAGAAAAAUCCAGACACAGUCUCGCCUCCAUCCGUCUCCAUCAGGUCUCUACAGUAUGACUCCGACACAGCUCACAAGAAUCUCCUGAUCUCUAAUGACCACCGGUCAGUGCGGGGUGUUAAGUAUGCCAUCGAGCGACCCAACUACCGGAGUCGCUAUGACACGGUGAUUGCUGCCCUCACAAUAACAGGCUUCAACGGUGGCCGAGCGUACUGGGAGGUACAGGUGAAAGAGCGCUUGUGCUACACUGUGGGUGUAGCAGCUGAAACUGCACCCAGAAAAGGAAAAAUCAGGUUCAGUCCCAGUAACAGCUACUGGGUCAUACAGAAGGAGAACAAUCAGUACUACAUGCUAAUGGAACAACCUUUCCUGCUCCACCUCACGGACAAACUCAACAUCAUCGGGGUACUCCUCGACUUCGACACCGGGGAGGUGGCCUUCUACAACUCUGAAACCAGAACAAUCCUCGGUGUGUUCAGAGGGAUCCCCUUCACUCAUAAGCUCUACCCCUUCGUGGCUACGUGUGGCCGAGAGGGUCCAGAGGACUGGCCCAUAGAGCUGCUGGAUACUGGCUUCCCAACAUGGCUUCAUAACUAACACAAAACAAAACACACACACACACACACACAAAACACACAUACACAAUAUUCGCCACUAUACAGUAUAAAGCUUUAAAAAUAAUGAUACCUUUGUGAAUUUUGCAUUAAUUUCUGAAAUAAAAACAAAAUGUCUUGC
Tachysurus fulvidraco (yellow catfish) is the source of this 5320-nucleotide messenger RNA. RefSeq names its product putative leucine-rich repeat-containing protein DDB_G0290503. Gene Ontology annotation, molecular function: protein binding. NCBI's taxonomy places the organism in Eukaryota, Metazoa, Chordata, Actinopteri, Siluriformes, Bagridae. The transcript is spliced from 67 exons. The coding region runs from base 20 to 5182 and encodes 1720 amino acids. The record is from RefSeq and is a predicted model, not a curated record.